UAGCUCGAAUUCUCGCGUGGUUCACUCAGAGCCUGAGGCGUCGGGAGUUUCGUUUCUCUCAUUCCUCACGCCGGUUCCCCUGCUGCAUUGCUCGCUGCGUUGUGUUGGGCUGAAAAUGCUCCAUCGAUCUCUUCGUUUUGCCACUUUUCGUCAAAAAAACGUACGAUUGGUGUGGAACACCGCAGAGAAACAAAAACAAGAUGCCCAAGAAGCGACAAGUUCAUUCAUGUUUGAAGACCUAAAAGUGGAACUUGUGCCAGAGUCCCACCGCAAACCGAAGCCUGAUCCUGCAAAACUGGUAUUCGGACAAACAUUCAGCGACCACAUGCUACGGGUAGACUGGACAGAAGCCAAAGGAUGGACAGCACCCAAAAUAUCUGGCCUGCAGAACAUUUCACUUCACCCAGCAGCCAAAGUGUUCCACUACGCUCAGGAGCUCUUUGAAGGCAUGAAGGCUUAUCGUGGUCAUGACGACAAGGUCAGGCUUUUCCGGCCAGAUAUGAACGUCCGCAGGCUUCUCAACUCCGCAGCCAGGCUAGGGCUUCCGGUGUUCCAGGGUCAGGAGUUCCUUAGUUGCUUGCUCAAGCUUGUCAGCAUAGAAAAGGAGUGGGUACCAAAGUACCCCAUGAGUUCUUUGUACGUUCGACCAACUCUAAUGGGAGUUGAGCCAACCCUCGGGGUUUCACGUUCAAACGAAGUCAUACUCUUCGUCAUCACGGGCCCAGUGGGGCCAUACUACAGCACAGGGAUAAAGCCUGUGUCAUUACUGGCUGACCCAAAAUAUGUUCGAGCCUGGCCAGGGGGCACAGGGGACAAGAAACUGGGAUGCAAUUAUGCACCAACACUAAUGGUGCAAGCUGAAGCCGAGAAACAGAAUCUCCAGCAAGUGCUAUGGCUCUUUGGUGAAGAGGAGCAGGUCACUGAAGUCGGAGCUAUGAAUGUUUUCAUUCUGCUGAAGAAUAAAAGUGGUGAGACUGAGCUGGUAACCCCACCUCUAUCGGGUAUCAUAUUGCCCGGGGUGACUCGUCAGAGUGUCCUUGACCUUACCAGAGAAUGGAAUGAAUUCAAGGUUUCGGAGCGCAAGAUCACCAUGGCAGAAGUACGAGAUGCUUUGAAGGAGAAAAGGCUCCUGGAGAUUUUUGGCUCAGGCACAGCUUGUGUCAUCUGUCCUGUAGGAAGAAUCGUUCAUAGGGGAGAGGACUUACAUAUUCCAACCAUGGAACAGGAAAAUGCAGUCACAACGAGGAUUCUUAAAGCUAUCACUGAUAUUCAGUACGGCGUGGUGCCGCACAGCUGGGCUGUGGAAGUGGACUGAGAAGACAGGAACUGACAGGACCUGCAACUGAAUCUCACUUGCACAUGUACAUAAUAAGUUAUGUCUAGUCAUUGUGGCGGAAGGGCCACAAACGUGUACUAGAGCAUUGAGACUACCAAAAUAAACCUGGUUGGCUGA
Molecule: messenger RNA, 1453 nt
Organism: Ornithodoros turicata
Lineage: Eukaryota; Metazoa; Arthropoda; Arachnida; Ixodida; Argasidae
Gene: Bcat
Product: branched-chain-amino-acid aminotransferase, cytosolic-like
Exons: 11
Coding region: 116-1315 (399 amino acids)
Biological process (GO): L-valine biosynthetic process; L-leucine biosynthetic process
Cellular component (GO): mitochondrion
Molecular function (GO): branched-chain-amino-acid:2-oxoglutarate transaminase activity
Source: RefSeq, a predicted model, not a curated record